Molecule: messenger RNA, 1018 nt
Organism: Brassica napus (rape)
Lineage: Eukaryota; Viridiplantae; Streptophyta; Magnoliopsida; Brassicales; Brassicaceae
Product: two-component response regulator 24
Exons: 2
Coding region: 459-863 (134 amino acids)
Biological process (GO): phosphorelay signal transduction system
Source: RefSeq, a predicted model, not a curated record
CUUUCAAUGAAUUUUAGAUUUUUUUUUCUUUUAUGAAUUACAACUGAAUCAAAGUUAAAUCAUAUAAUGUGAUAUUUAUUGCUAAAAUUAGCAGAAAACAUCUCUAAAUUUAUAAUCAUAUAUGAUUAUUUGCUAUUCUGUCUCUUGCUCCCAUUGUGUUUAGGCUAAUUAAUAUCUCGAUACAUUGACAUUAAUUGAUCUAAAUCUAAACCCUAAGUAACAUGAAAAGUUAAAGAUCUUGAUCAAUCUUAGUGUAAUAAAAAAUGGAAAAUACCACUAGAUCUCCUCAGAAUCCAAAACACAAUCCAACUGAUCCUGUUUUUGGGUGUUUAUAAGUUGAUGAAUCUUGUCUUUAUCAAUGUCUUCUCCUUUUAAAUAGAGACUGCAACGAGUUUUUGAGAUUCCAUCACAAACAUAUUUGCUUAGAAGUCUAUAAUAUUUUCUUAGAAGUUUUUGAGAUGGCCGGUGAAGUUCCAAAUUUGGAAGCGUCGAAGUUAACAGCUUUGGUCGUCGAUGACAACUUCGUAAACCAAAGCGUCCAUCAUAAACUUUUGGACCGUCUCGGGAUUAAAAACGACGUCGUAUCUAACGGCCAAGAAGCCGUUGACGUUCAUUGUUCCGGCAGAAACUAUGAUCUCAUCCUCAUGGACAUGGAUAUGCCCAUCAUGAAUGGUAUUCAGGCGACAAGGAGACUAAGAGAGAUGGGGAUAGAGAGCAAGAUAGCAGGAGUAACAACUAGAGCUGAGGAAGAAGAGGUGAAAGAGUUUAUGGAAGCUGGACUUAAUGACUUUCAAGAGAAACCUCUCACCAUCUCUAAACUUGUCUCUAUUCUUCAUAAUCUUGAGUUCUACGUCCAAACCUAGUUAAUAAUAUCUAUUUCUUAACCUUCACUUUAUAACAUACUUAUUGUUUUGAAUAUCCAUAGUUUCAAAUAGUAAUUGCCAAAGCCGAUAAAGUUUUCGAGCAAGUCAAGCUUGAAUUUACAUAAUACUUUUUUUGAGGUUUAUGAUUAAAAAUA